Molecule: messenger RNA, 1179 nt
Organism: Prunus armeniaca (apricot)
Lineage: Eukaryota; Viridiplantae; Streptophyta; Magnoliopsida; Rosales; Rosaceae
Source: the annotation of a GenBank genome assembly
AUGAACUUCUUGAGGUCCUGUUUUCGGCCGAGGUCGAAUCGAUAUGUUCAUACCGGUGCAGAUUCGGGGGGUCGUCAAGACGGGCUGCUGUGGUACAAAGACACAGGCCAGCACAUAAAUGGUGAUUUUUCAAUGGCUGUAGUUCAGGCCAAUAAUUUACUUGAGGAUCAGAGUCAGCUUGAGUCGGGCAGUUUGAGCACGCAGGAAUCUGGCCCCUAUGGUACUUUUAUUGGUGUUUAUGACGGGCAUGGUGGACCAGAGACGUCACGCUAUAUCAAUGAACACCUCUUUCAGCAUCUCAAGCGAUUUAGUUCGGAGCAGCAGUCCAUGUCUGUGGAUGUAAUACGAAAAGCAUUUCAAGCAACAGAAGAGGGUUUUCUUUCCGUAGUUACCAGGCAGUGGCCUAUGAAACCGCAGAUUGCAGCAGUAGGGUCGUGCUGCCUUAUUGGUGUUAUUUGUGGUGGAACUCUUUAUAUCGCUAACCUUGGUGAUUCCCGUGCUGUUUUGGGAAGAGUUGUGAAGGCAACAGGGGAAGUGCUCUCUAUUCAGUUGUCACAAGAGCACAAUGCAUGUAUAGAAUCUGUGAGACAGGAGCUGCAGUCUUUGCACCCUGAUGAUCCACAUAUUGUAGUUUUGAAGCAUAAUGUAUGGCGUGUAAAGGGCCUAAUACAGAUUUCUAGGUCCAUUGGCGAUGUGUAUUUAAAAAAGGCUGAAUUUAACAGGGAGCCUUUGUAUUCCAAGUUUCGUCUUCGGGACCCUAUCAAAAGACCGAUACUGAGCGCUGAUCCUGCAAUUUCAGCGAUUCAAUUGCAGCCGCAUGAUCAGUUUAUCAUCUUUGCAUCCGAUGGGCUCUGGGAACACCUCAGCAAUCAGGAAGCAGUGGACAUAGUUCAAAAUCAUCCACGAAGUGGAAGUGCAAAGAGGCUGGUGAAAACUGCCCUGCAAGAAGCAGCAAAAAAGAGAGAAAUGAGGUAUUCAGACCUGAAGAAGAUUGACCGUGGGGUUCGCCGCCAUUUCCACGAUGACAUAACUGUGAUUGUUGUGUUUCUUGACUCAAACCUUGUGAGCAAGGCUACUUCGGGGAAGUGCCCAAAUAUAUCAGUGAGAGGGGGUGGAAUCAACCUGCCUCCUAAUUCUCUGGCUCCUUAUGCUACAGCGACGGAAGCUGGCAAUACCUGA